AACCUCUACAUUAACACAUCUGUGCCCAGAGCUGCCAGUCAUGAAGGAGCUGAAGAGCAAGGCGUUCUGGAGGGCCGUUUUGGCUGAGUUGGUGGGAAUGACCCUCUUCAUCUUCCUCAGCAUUACAGCUGCAGUUGGAAACCCCAACAAUAACAAUCCAGAUCAGGAGGUCAAGGUGGCUCUCGCGUUCGGCUUGUCCAUCGCCACUCUUGCUCAGAGCCUGGGUCACAUCAGUGGAGCCCAUCUAAAUCCAGCUGUGACGCUGGGCUUGCUGGCCAGCUGCCAGAUCAGCUUGCUGAAGGCUGUCAUGUACAUCAUCGCCCAGAUGCUUGGUGCAACGCUGGCGAGCGGCAUCAUGGUUGGCAUCACCGGUAGUGAAGCCCUGGGGCUAAAUUCGAUUAGCGAUAAAAUUUCUCCCGGUAAAGGUGUAGGUAUUGAACUCUUCGCUACCUUCCAGCUAGUGCUGUGUGUCAUAGCAACCACAGACAAAAGGAGGCGGGACGUGACAGGCUCCGCCCCCCUGGCCAUCGGCCUCAGCGUUUGCUUGGGCCAUCUGACAGCCAUCAGUUUCACUGGAUGUGGGAUCAAUCCGGCUCGAUCCUUCGGCCCUGCAGUGAUUCUUCAAAAUUUUACCGACCACUGGGUCUAUUGGGUAGGUCCUAUGUGUGGAGGUGUGGCAGCUGCGCUGGUCUAUGACUUCCUGCUCUUCCCUAAACUGGACGACUUCCCCAACCGCGUGAGGGUGCUGAUGUCCGGCCCGGACACAGACUACGAAUUCAAUGGUACUGAUGUUCCCCGUGCUGUCGAGAUGUCAGCAAAGUGAUAUGAUACUCUGAGUAUUUAGUGUAUGAUAUUCAUCAAGACCACAAAACAUCUGUAAAUAUACCUGUUUAUCCAUCAGAGAAAGCAUUCAUUUUAAUUGACUAUAUGACGUGUGGAAUCGCAAGUGUAAAACUGUCUUUGUAGCUGUACAAAGGGACAUUUGGCAUUUUGUAUUGACUGAUUAGAGUUUUGUAUUAUUGUUUGUACUCUUAUUUAGCGAAUCAGUAUUUACCUCAGGAAAGUUAUACAGUUUUCUCUGUUUUUCCCUUAAACACUUUUUUCACUUUGUAUUGUGUUGUGUCCAGUAUGAUAUUGUUUUUUUUU
This is a messenger RNA of Carassius carassius (crucian carp), 1146 nucleotides long. Its product is annotated as aquaporin-1-like. The transcript is spliced from 4 exons. The record is from RefSeq and is a predicted model, not a curated record. The coding region runs from base 41 to 823 and encodes 260 amino acids. Gene Ontology annotation, cellular component: membrane. Gene Ontology annotation, molecular function: ammonium channel activity; water channel activity; carbon dioxide transmembrane transporter activity. Gene Ontology annotation, biological process: hyperosmotic response; carbon dioxide transmembrane transport; renal water transport. Lineage: Eukaryota; Metazoa; Chordata; Actinopteri; Cypriniformes; Cyprinidae.